This is a messenger RNA of Ipomoea triloba (trilobed morning glory), 824 nucleotides long. RefSeq names its product light-harvesting complex-like protein OHP2, chloroplastic. Lineage: Eukaryota; Viridiplantae; Streptophyta; Magnoliopsida; Solanales; Convolvulaceae. The record is from RefSeq and is a predicted model, not a curated record. The coding region runs from base 113 to 604 and encodes 163 amino acids. The transcript is spliced from 2 exons. Gene Ontology annotation, cellular component: chloroplast thylakoid membrane.
UCCAAUGUUGUGAAUUGUGAUAAAACUUAAAAAAGCAAUAUAUGUCCUCUUCUUCUUCUUCUUCUUCUUCUUCUUCUUCUUCCUUCAGAGAAAACUUGAAGAUUCCAAGAAAAUGCCGGUAACAUCAUCUCCAUUUUCAUACAUAAAAAUCCCAAAACCACCCGUUUCUUCCUCUUGCACUUCAAUGAGAUUCUGUGCAACCAGGCCCAUCAUAUUUACAGUAAGGAGCUCUCAGGCUGAAGGCCCUUUCAGAAGACCCGUGGCUCCUUCUCCUCCUACGCCUGUAAAGCCCGUCCCACCCUCUCCGCCGAGCUCUCCUCCCAAGCCGGCGGCGGUGGCGGCGGUGGAGGACAAGACUGUAAUUACUCUCGAGUUCCAGAGGCAAAAGGCUAAGGAGCUGCAAGAGUAUUUCAAGCAGAAGAAGGCUGAAGAAGCCAAUCAAGGCCCUUUCUUUGGUUUUAUUGGCAAGAAUGAAAUUUCCAAUGGCAGAUGGGCAAUGUUUGGAUUUGCUGUUGGAAUGUUAACAGAGUAUGCCACAGGCUCUGACUUUGUUGAUCAAGUUAAGAUUCUUCUCUCAAAUUUUGGAAUACUAGACUUGGAAUGAUGAGGUUGUCUGGUCUCCAAGCUGAAUGUUGUGUCUUUCUGUAAUGUAUGUGCAUGGCUUCCUGUAUUCUAUAUUUUAGUUAAUUCAGUUGUAGUAAACUGUGCCUUACCACAAACUUUUUAACUCUUGAAAACGUACAGAAACUCCAUUCCUUUUUCACAUACUGAGGCUGAUCAAUUGUCAGUUCUAAUGCACACAUUUACUCCUCUUGUUUGGUUUA